AGUAUAGAUAGUUAACCUAUGUUUCUUAAGUCAUUGUCAUGCUCUUCAUAUUUGUGUAACUAUAUUAUAUAACAAGCUGGGAAUGUCUGAUGCUGUUGAGGUCAAUUCGUCGCAGUCGCAUACCCAAUUGAUUGAAGUGCAGGUGCAUCAUGUGGGUGUCACAGCCAAAUUGCAAUCGCCUUUAAAGAAGCUACUGCCCCAGCUGAGCAGUUCAACCGAUACGGAACUCUACCAGCAACCGAAAUCUAAGUACAAUAUGUUCGAGAACGAGGGGCAAUGCGACACAACAGCUACGAACACGACUGGCCUAUCGAGCCCGGCACGUGUGCUCUAUGAAAUGCAUGCAGAGCCGGAGAAACGUGUUUCCAAGCCGAAUCGCAUUGAAUUCCAACGCUACACGAGGAGCAAGUGCACCCGCAUUUCGGUGCCGCCGCGCAAACGUACGACCAAACCACAACAUGUGCCCAAAGCAAAGCCAAUGCAGGAGCAGAAGCAGCAGCAGCACCAAAAGACGAAGCAUCACAAUCAUCCGAAUCAGCUGUUUCAGGAGAAUCGUCCUAGCUUCCUGCAACGCCUGGUAGCCUCGCUGGAUAACAUGUGCAAGUGCCAGCCACAGCAUGCCCACAACAUCAUCGACGAUCUGCCCUCACCGAGGUGGAACAAAAAGGCCGCCGCGCGACACACUUGCACCGGCAUCUAUCCCUUUGAUUACGGCUGCGCCGAUUACCUGAGCACCACGGACACGCAUCCCAAGAUCAAUUCAAUUGUGCUGGCAGAUCGAGCCACGACAUAUGCGACGCACUUCUGGGCCGAGUUCUUCGGACUGCUGCACAUAGCCGUUGCCUUUGUGGUGUCCUUUGUGCUGCAGUCUUACCGAUUCCUGCUGUACUCGGUGGUCAACACUCUGAUUGUGGGUCUACUGCAUACGACCUCCGACUAUUUGGUCAAGCCGUCUUUAACUGUGAUCUUCAAUGGCUUCCUGCAGCCGCCAAUGAUAUUUUUGUACAAUGUGAUGUGCUCGCUGCGCGAUAUAUUGGAUCCGCUCGCCGAGACGCUGGAUCACUUUAUCAAGCCUUUGGCCACGCUGGGCGCCAGCAUAAGGCUGAUCAAUGUCAACUAUCGCAAUGUGCGUCGAUUUGCCAAGGAUGUCUGAAGGCUCUUUGUUUCUUUCUUUGUUUUUUUUUUCUUCAAAUGUUCCCAAAUGUUCAAAGAAGUUUAGUUGUUGCUUUAACUUUGCUCUCGACUCUUUUAUUCCAUGGCGUUCCGCCUGGCGUUGCCUUGUCUGCGGGCAUUGCCCACUGUCUCAUUCCACUUCGUUCCGCAGCAGUAGGAGGAGCCUGACUAACAACCCUAAAGCAAUUUGCUCUCCCAGCUGCUGCUGCUGCUGCUGCUGCUGCUGUUGCUCUCGCACCCAGCAACAGGAUUAUAUUGGACAUACCUUGUUCCGCUGCUGCAACACAAUCUUGCGCACAUAGACAUAUAGAAAUGGGAUCGGGUUACAUUGUUUGCUUCGCUUGUUCAUGGAACUGUGCAACCAUAACGACCAGGUCGCCAGCUCUCUACCCCCACCACAGCUCCUUCUGCUAAGGGUGGUUCGCGCAGUUGGGCCUGAGCUCAAUUACGUUGAAUGAAACAUUUAUGAUUUAUUUGCUCAUUUUGCGGCCAGCGAGCGCGCAGGGGCAGCGCCCAACAUAUGCCCACUAUAACCAAGGCGUCUGAUUGUUUUAAAGCGACUAAUUGUAUCCCACGAGACUCUUCUGAUAUC
Messenger RNA from Drosophila hydei, 1765 nucleotides. RefSeq lists its product as uncharacterized. NCBI's taxonomy places the organism in Eukaryota, Metazoa, Arthropoda, Insecta, Diptera, Drosophilidae. The coding region runs from base 83 to 1153 and encodes 356 amino acids. The transcript has a single exon. The record is from RefSeq and is a predicted model, not a curated record.